Molecule: messenger RNA, 267 nt
Organism: Danaus chrysippus (African queen)
Lineage: Eukaryota; Metazoa; Arthropoda; Insecta; Lepidoptera; Nymphalidae
Source: the annotation of a GenBank genome assembly
AUGGGACGCGAUGGAAUGGAAUCGGAUUAUUUAAUGCGUGGCGAGAGACCUCGGGCUGUGGAUGACCAGCAGUACAGACGGGAGCUGGUGGUGGUGUACAAACCCAGUAUGUGUGUAGGUUGUGCUGCAGCGGAGCCUGAGCCUGUAGGUCAGGGUCGGAGGUCGCGCCGCGGGCCAGCCUCCCUCCCGCGCCACCCUGAGACAACACUCACCCUCACCAACACACCCCUGAUCACACACUUCAAUGCUCACAUUCUGUCCGCCUGA